GGCGGUAUAUGUUUUGACUCCCGUGGUAAUAGACUUGACCAUGCUGUCUGGACAAGAUCUGGCAUUCUGCAAACAGAGAUCGAACUUUUCAUUUCUUGGCGGUGAUGACGUAAUGCUUCACAAGCGCUGUUAUUGUGGCUUGAUGCCAGAUCCCAGGUAAGGUAUGUAAACAGUGAGUCUUACCCGACUAACUCUUCUCUACUUUAUUUAACCAUCUAAUGUUGAGGGUUUUUUUCGGUAUGGGAUUGCUUCUUAGACUUGGUGUCCAAUAAAACCUUGAUUGCUAAAACUAUUAAAUACAGUUCUGUAUUCGUAUUACAGUCGACUCUACAGUAACACAAAUUUAAGAUAAUCAGUACUUGAGUAUUUUUUCAACUGUUAGGAACAAUGGUGAGAAAGCUACAAAACUUGAACGUUUCGUUAUUUUGGUGCCUCUGCCAGAAUGACGUUGACAGUAGCGCAACCAUGUUGGUAUUUAUGUUAACGACUGCUCUCUCGACCAAUAGCUGCACGCCUGUGAUAAUCCUCAGCCAAUCGGGAAGCAUCACUGUGACUCACCAAAUAAGGAGCGACAACACCAAAUAAGGAAAGAGUAUCUCUUUAUAAGGAGGAAAGUAGUUCCUCUGCUCUCGUAUUAUUCCGCAUGCUUCAACGCUGACCUGAAAUGUUGAUUAUUCGUCCAUUCCAAAACACGAAACGGUGCGCGUCCUGCUAUUGAUGAACAACGUAGUAUUUCUAUGUCACUAGCUAGUCAGUGUCUGCAUUGGAUUCAGUUCACAACUGGGACUAUGUGCUAUGGCGGAGCAACAUGGCGGGCGUCUUCCGCCUUUUCCUUUUUGAGAAAGUGCUGAGAGUUUUGGACAUUAGAGGGCGAAGCGAACUGUUGCGGCUUACGAGGAUCCAGUGGGCUGCAUCACUUAUCAAACUUUGUUUCCCUUCUUUCCCUGACUCUGCCGAAACGCUAACUGAGGCGCGUUGUUUACAUUCUGUGACCCGGCCGUGCAUGCGUUUUGUCAGUCAUUUACGAGCACCAGCUUUGUGGGCUGGCGUCAAACACAGUCGCGCUACUAAGUAGAAUGUUACCGAGUCAGGUUGGGUCGGCACCACAGGGAAACGCGUCAGCUUCAGCAAGAGGUACCGUCGGGCUUGUUUCGGCUUCCGUCGCUGGCGGGAACCGUCCCGUCUUGAUCCGAGCAGGGCAAUCUUCAGUCGGCGAGAGCGUGAGCGGGGCCGGGCGGCACGGAACCAGAGAGGCGCUCGGGAUGCUGGGGGCGAACGGUCCGGGGGGUCCACGAGGUGUGAGAUCCGGGAACGGGACUGGGGUGAGCUCGCUUCAGACCGCCAUCCAGGGCGGCAUGGUUGGUCUCAACGCGGGGAUGGUGCUUCCUCACGGACACAGGUUCGACCCGGACAGAGAGAGUGUGCCUCUCUGCAGCGGCUCGGACAACGACUCGGACUCGGGGGAUGACGACGACCCGGUGGGUUCUCUCGGGGACAAUAGGAGAGGGGUGAAGCGGGAGAGAACCGAGAUGGAAUCAGCUGUCACGGGCCAGGAGAUCGGAGGAGCUGCCGGAGGGUACGGCCUGGUUCCCGGUGGGGUCGCGGGAGCCAAGCCGGGGAAGAAGACACGUGGUCGCGUCAAGAUCAAGAUGGAAUUUAUUGACAACAAGUUGAGACGCUACACCACGUUCAGCAAGAGGAAGACUGGUAUUAUGAAGAAGGCCUACGAGCUAUCCACCCUGACAGGAACCCAAGUUCUGCUGCUUGUGGCUAGCGAAACGGGUCACGUCUACACGUUUGCCACCCGAAAACUUCAGCCCAUGAUCACCAGUGAAACUGGCAAAGCGCUGAUCCAAACGUGCCUCAACUCGCCAGACUCGCCGCCACGGUCCGACCCUUCCACAGACCAGCGCAUGAGCGCGACGGGCUUCGAGGAGACAGACCUCACCUACCAGGUGUCUGAGUCGGAGAGCAUGGGCGACACUAAGGAUACUUUGAAACCCACAUUCACAGUAGCCAGCUUACCGGGCGGCACCAGCAGCGCCACCGUGCCAACCACCUCCACCAGCAUGCAGGUGAGCAGCGGACCCAACUUUCCCAUCACCAACUACUUGGCACCCGUUUCGGCCAGCUCCAGCGUCAGCGCCAACGGAACUGUCCUGAAGACCACCGGCGCCUCCACUGGGGUGAUGCAACUCCCCGGCGGCUUCACUUUCAUGCCCGCAGGCACUCCUCUCCCCCCCGGCACCCCCACCAUUCCUCUGAGCCAGCUGCAGCAGCACUCGCUGACCCUCCAGGGGCAGCAUGGUCAGACUCUGACUGCCGCCCCUCAACCUCAGCAGGGCCAACAGGCUGUCUUCCGCUUCCCUGCUGCUGUCUCCCUCACAGGGCCAGGUGUCCCUCAGCAGCUGCAGGCCAUUCAGGUUCACCCCAACGCCCAGUCCAUCUCGAACAGUGACAGCAGCCCCGAGAUGUCCCAUACCUCUACAAACUCCACAGCUACAGUGAGUCUCCCGGCAACCAUCGUCACCUCAACGGUGCCGUCGUCCGUGGCUGGUCACAUGAUGUACCCUAGCCCCCACACGGUCAUGUACGCCUCCACGCCCGCGCUGACCGACGGGGGGCUCGCCGUACUCAACGCCUUCUCCCAGGGAACGUCAGCCAUGCAGGUGUCCCACGCGCAAGCCCACGACCCAACAUCCGUCCCGCAGGUGUUCCUCACAGCCCCUCCGGGCACGGUGCAGAUCCCAGUCUCGGCGGUGCAGCUACACCCAGUACGGCAAGAUCUGCAUUUCACAAAUGGUGAUUGGGCCCCAGUCGAGCGGAGGCAGCAGCACUAACCUGACUGAAUUGCAGGUGGUUAACCUUGACGCAGCGCAAAACUCCAAAAGUGACUAAUGGAGCCGAGUAUGAGCGUCUUUCUCUUUAUUUAUUGAUGCCUUCCAACAUCACACUUCGCAAUGUGACCUUACACACAAACACACAAUCAAGGGCCUUGUGUGUGAGUUGACCCUUUUCCCAUAUGUUUUGGUAUAUAUAAAAAUUUGAAAUUAUCAUAUAUAUAUAUAUGUAUAUAUAUAUAUGUGUAUAUGUGUAUAUAUAUAUAUAUAUAUAUGUAUAUAUAUAUAUAUAUAUGUGUAUAUGUGUGUGUAUAUAUAUAUAUAUAUAUAUAUAUAUAUAUGUGUGUAUAUAUAUAUAUAUAUGUGUAUAUAUAUAUAUGUAUAUAUAUAUAUGUAUAUAUAUAUAUGUAUAUAUAUAUAUGUAUAUAUAUAUGUAUAUGUAUGCAAACGUAUAGGAAGUAUAUCACUACACCUGUCAUCAGAAUUCUAUUUUCGAUGUCGUUAGAUGGUAUUUUUGUGUGCGUGUGCCAUUUGUGUUUGGUUUGAAGAUACAAUUACAUGAACACUCAGUCAGUUGGGUGUCACAAAGUGUCACGCCCGCCAAAGACGUUUGUCCGAAUGUACAUACACACCCCACACACGCACACACGCACGUCAGUGUUUGUAAAUGGAAAACUAAGACUUUUGCUAACGUGUAUAUAGUUUUUAAAGAAAAAAAAAACUUGUAUUUUUAGCCCGAUUUAGUUUUGUGUAACAGCAUGUAUUUUAUUUUAUUUUUUAUGUUGUGGUUUUGUAUGUACAUGACAAUGACACAAAGAAGUGAAUCUGUACAUGUAUACUGUAUGGGAUAUAUUUGUAUAUGCUUUUCAUGCUGUUCUACUACAAGUAGUUUGACGACUGCUUCACAAAGGAUCAAGCAGCUUUAUCAUGUGAGGGGAGGACAUCAUUGCGAUGUGGAAUGCAGACUGUUAGUGGACAUUUUUUAGGAAUUAAAAGGCACAAUUGGACAAAUGUCGACAAUGCAUAUUUUAAACAUAUCGCACAUUUUUCAGUGGAACCUUCGAAAGUUGAACACAACCAUAUGGUUGUGAUCGGAUGGACGAAUGUUUAUGCAGUUUAGACUGUUUCCAACAUAAAAUCUUUAGGUGGACAGGCAAUGGCUUGUAUAAUAUUUUUACAUCCGUGAUUGUCAUACAUACACAUUAACGCAUUAAAUCUAAAAUCAACAGUAUGCACGGCCUCAACAUGCAAAGUUUCUGUGCUAUUUAUACAUGUUAGGAUCUGCUUGCAAAUUGAUACAUCUCAUGCAACUUAAAGCCAAUUGGCUAAUCAUGUUGCUCAUAUUGGAUUGAAAGUUAGAUUGUUUGCAUGUCAGUUGCCGUUAACGGUCUUCCGUUCGGCCAAACUCUUAAGUUACUCACUGAGCUGACGUCAAGCGUAAUUUCAGAAACGUCCAACUUAAAGUUUAACCCAAACUGUGGGAACUUUAACUUUGGAGGUUCCACUGUUAAUUAGGGGUUGCUACUUAAUAUUGAUCAUUAUUUAAUUCAGAUGGAUUAUAUUGCUGAAGUUGUGAUGUCACAACACACGCUGCUGCAAAGUGUGCUGCCUUAUUUGCUGGACGUUCAAAGAUGCGACAGCAACCCAGCUUCAAUAUUGCAAUUAAAUAUUUGUUUCAUUCUCAGUAAAACUGCAGUGGUCAUUUUGGUCUCAACAUUUUACUACCAGUAGGCUUUUAAAUACUCUUCAAAUCUAAUUAUUUCAAAGCUCUUUUUGUUUAAUCUGAGAUGCAAGUAAAGUAGGGAGCUAAUUCCAGUUAGACAUUUUCUUCCCCCCAGCACCAUUGUGCCUAUUUUGUUCUAAGACCAUCCAAGUAAAGGUAAAUCAUUUUUUGUUUUCUCCAAGCCACCUUAAAAAGCUUUGCUGAGCUUGGACAUUAUCUUCAUGCAAUACCUUUACAGUAGUUAAAUUUACUACAAGAAAAAAAAUAAUAAUUCUUGUGACGCAGGUCAUCAGUACCCAGUACAGCUGAACAAAAAUAUGACUCCAUAUUUAUACAGGUGUACGUUUUGUUUUAUUGUACAGACAUUUUGUAAUAAAAAAAAAAAAAAGAUCAAACAUUACUGAGCCCACCAGGGAUACAUCUUUUAUUGAGAUGGAGAAAGUUGAACAAGGGCACAUUGUCUUAACACAGUGCUUCUCAAUUAUUUUCUGUUACGCCCCCCCCUAGCAAGAAGAAAACUAUUCGCGCCCCCCCUCCCCACCGUGACUAUCCUAACUUGUCUUGUAAGUCGUAAAAUGUUGCACUGUCGCAAACGUGACAGAAGUAACAAUGAGAGCGCCACUGCCCCCUGCUGUAGUAAACGCGCAAUUACACUUUAUUCUAGUACUGCCAAAAAAAAAGCCUGUUCCCCAGGGUCACACGCGCCCCCCCAGGAAUAGCACCGCGCCCCCCAAGGGGGGCGCGCCCCACUAUUUGAGAAGCACUGGCCUAGGUGACUGAUUCACAAUUUGGUUUUGUCUGAUAUCAGAGAUUAAAUAAAGAAAACCAACUGGCUGA
Messenger RNA from Syngnathus typhle (broad-nosed pipefish), 5400 nucleotides. RefSeq names its product serum response factor b (gene srfb). The record is from RefSeq and is a predicted model, not a curated record. Gene Ontology annotation, molecular function: serum response element binding; protein dimerization activity; DNA-binding transcription factor activity, RNA polymerase II-specific. The coding region runs from base 1077 to 2840 and encodes 587 amino acids. Gene Ontology annotation, biological process: positive regulation of transcription by RNA polymerase II. Lineage: Eukaryota; Metazoa; Chordata; Actinopteri; Syngnathiformes; Syngnathidae. The transcript has 8 exons.